Molecule: messenger RNA, 527 nt
Organism: Aspergillus piperis CBS 112811
Lineage: Eukaryota; Fungi; Ascomycota; Eurotiomycetes; Eurotiales; Aspergillaceae
Exons: 1
Coding region: 286-441 (51 amino acids)
Biological process (GO): pyruvate metabolic process; phosphorylation
Molecular function (GO): pyruvate, water dikinase activity
Source: RefSeq, a predicted model, not a curated record
AUUACAAUUGCCCCAUGGAUAUGGAAUGGGGCCAAAGACAGUCUCACCAGUGAUUCAUUCAUCGUUCAAGCCCGACCGGAAAACGUGCACUCGCGUCGCGACGCGACCGCCGCUCUCAAGACGUACAACAUUGGCCACAAGUGCCGCAUUUUAAACCACCGGGGUGGUCGUAGGUGAUGCCGCUGUCUUCGGUCGUCUCUGUCUGACGGAGUCUGCAUCCAAUGGACAAGUUCAACGAGUUUGCAUUCUCCUCACCGCCACGACCGACCGGACUGGGUGCCGAUCAUGAAGCGCGCUGUGGCGAUUAUCGCCGACCACGACAGCCGCACGUCCCAGGCUGCCAUUUUCAGUUACGAGCUUGGCGUUCCUGUCAUUGUGGGCACCUAUGAUGCCACCAAUGUGCUGCACUCGGGGCAGGAUAUGACAGUCCCAUGCUCAUGAAGGGUUCGUGCUGGAGUGUAGGGCUAUCCACAGCUGCGUGAGCAAAUGAAGUUCACGGAUGUGGUAGCCAUGACUCCGUUUCGUCG